CAACAGGCGGUUAAUUGUUUUUAAAACUCGGCAACAUCAGCAAAAAUUUUUUUGUGUAGCCUUUUAUGAACCUUUAAAAAAAUAAUGAGAUAAAGGUAGAAAGAUGGAGAUAGCUCUGGUGUUGUUGAUGUUCUUCACCUUCAAUAUUGACCUCUCAGGUGCAGUAAACCGUCGUCCAACGUUUGAACCUAAAACAUAUGACCUAACAAAGCCUAAGCCAUGCAACGCUCCACGAAAAGGCAAUCUCAGUCGCUAUCCAAGAUUUGAGCCUACCAUACACGGAUGGGAAAAAGUAUGUGAAGCUUCUAAUUGCCGCUACACUGGAAGAAUUACUGGAAGUAUCAAAGCUUUUGGGUUUGAACGUCCGCAACCCCAGACCUGUGUCUUCUACUUGGUUCAAUAUGACUAUGGUAUAUUUUGGCCUGGGAUAUGUAGCUUUUACUUGUACCCCUGCGACGAUAAUUGCAACACACCAAGCGAUCGAUGCAAUUGCACAGGCGAUAACGAACACGAUACAAUUUCCGUCAAGUUUUAUCCCAUUAGAGGAUCUAAAUAUAGGCUCGCGGUUUGGGGUGGCUUGCACACGAUAGGAUAUUUCAACGAUACCGACCCAGAUUGGGAGGAUCAGUUAUACCAGUGCAGUAACGUGUUCGACACAACAAUCAAGCCAGAUGACUGGAACCCUAUCAAUUCUCUCACUUUUGGAUACUCAACAAAUGGAUACAAUCAAGGAACUAACAUCAUUGGCAUCGUAGUUGUCCUUCUAAUCAAGAUCAUCUUUAAUGAUUAAUGAUUCAAGUAACAAAUAAUGAAUGUCUUGAAAUGGGAAACAGCGUAGAGCUAAACAUCAUGGCCACAAGCUUUAUGGAUUUUUUAUUACCUGAUGUUUCCUGUUAGAAUGUAAUUUUGCAUGUAAUUAGAAUGCAUUUAUAAACACUAGAAACAAUGCCCCUUAAAAACUAUACACAUUUGUCCAUCAAAGAAAUGUUUACACAUCAUAGAUUUUAUGUUAUUUAGUUAUCAAAAUGUUUAUAAUAACAUAAAAAAAUAAUUAAAACAGAUCCCAGCAAUAUUUAACCAUAUACAUUUUUCUUUGUUAAGAAAUUAUUCAUUUACCAACAAUUUUAA
Messenger RNA from Physella acuta, 1128 nucleotides. RefSeq lists its product as uncharacterized. The record is from RefSeq and is a predicted model, not a curated record. Lineage: Eukaryota; Metazoa; Mollusca; Gastropoda; Physidae.